Molecule: messenger RNA, 3836 nt
Organism: Phyllotreta striolata
Lineage: Eukaryota; Metazoa; Arthropoda; Insecta; Coleoptera; Chrysomelidae
Source: the annotation of a GenBank genome assembly
UGCAUGUGAAAAUGAACUAUCUGCUGGUGUUAAUAAUCAGUGCGGUGGCCGUCGGGGCUCAAGAGGAUGCCGUAGCGCCCGAUGCAGCGAGCCAGGAUAAUACGGAAGACGUGGAAAGCAUCGACGUGGGUGCAGCAAGAAGCGACGUCGGCGACGCCGAUCCCAAGCCCGUUCCCGUCGAGGAAAACAACGGCGGGGCGGUUACGAAUAACCUCAAUUACGACGCUCCCGUAGAACAACGCUCCCGUAAAUUAACAAAUUUCGAUAGCGAAAUAAUUGAUACUAACAGUUCCAAACCCAAUUGGACUUUCCAGAAAAAAACUAAAUCUGGAAAAUACGUUACUUAUUAUGGGGCCAAUUAUGACCCCAUGACAUCAGCCACCGCCCCUCCGGACACCGAUCAAAGAGGUGGAGGCAUCCCUUACCUCAUUACCGAAACCAGGUUAGCGGACAUUAGGAAACACUUUAUGUAUCCGUUCUUCGAUAAAGGGGGCAACGGGGACAACGAGGGGGAUUAUCAGAAGGAAAUCCAAUCCUCUACGCCCCAAGUCCACAAGAAUAUGAACUUCCAAUUGCCUUUCUUCGGAUUCAGGUAUAAUUACACGAGAGUCUCCAUCAACGGUUAUUUGGAAUUCAGCGAUCCACCUCCGAAUUACGAUUACCCAUUAGUUUUUCCGGUUAAAGACUGGCCUAAACGAAACGAUCCAGCUUUUAUUGGUAUUUUCUUCAGUAAAUGCAAAAUCGGUAACCUUCGCGACGAAGACGCCGACAAACGUAAACCAGGUGUAUACUUCCGAAUGGAAAGAGACCUCAGGGACAGACAAGACAGAAUGGGAGUGGAAAUAAGGGAAAGAUUGAAAUGGGACAUCAGAGAGGGAGUAAUCGGUUCGGAAACCUUCAAUCCCAAACACGCCAUAAUCGUCACAUGGAAAAACGUAUCGUUCAAUGGAGGAUUCGGCCCCGCAGUUUUUCAAACCAAUACAUUUCAAAUGGUCCUCGCUACUGACGAAGUAUUCACGUACGCAAUAUUCAACUACCUAAACUUGGAAUGGACCAGUCACACGGAAGCCGGUGGAGACACCAGAAACGGGGAAGGCGGUGUACCGGCAUUCGUUGGAUUCAACGCCGGUAACGGUACAAGAAGCUACCAGUACAUGCCCUACAGUCAAGCAUCCGUCAUUCGAGAUUUGACAGCGACCGGUUGGGGUAACGGCAAACCGGGAAGACACAUUUUCCGAAUCGACGAGAACAUCCUGCUAGGUUCUUGUAACAAAGAUAUCGAUGGGGCUAAUUUACCCCUUCAAUUUGCGCCGGAGAGCGGUAAUAUGUUGGGAGGAACCGUCGUCAACAUCACAGGUCCCUGUUUCAAUCCCAACGAUAGGAUCAGGUGUAAAUUCGACGUGUUCGAUGAAGUUGUCGGAUACGUCGUCGACAGGAACAGAGCCAUUUGCAUUCAACCUCCUCUUUACACAGAAGGUUGGGUCAGACUGCAAAUCGCCGUCAAUUCGGAAGCGUUCAAAUGGAAGGGAAAAUACUACGUCGAAUCGCCCGCCACCGCCUCCCAGAAGAUCUUCUUCAAAGACAUGAAGUACCACGAGAAGUCGCCCAGCGAGUUUCGCAUCACGUGGCAGAAGCAGAAUUUGACCACCAACGAAAAUGCUAACAUCAGAAUCUCCUUGUGGGGCUACAGGGAAACUACCAUGAGACCUACGUUCGUUUACAUAACUGAAAUAGCCAGUACCCAGAACGCCGGGGAGUUCCUGAUCUCGCCGUCGCAGUACAGGGGCAAAGUCAACCAAUUCUUAAGUGACAUCAAGUUUGGAUUCUUGCAAAUAAAUUUGACUGAAUCGGUAAAGGUCAACAUUUACUCGACGACCAAUCAAAACGUCGAGAUUACACCGGUUAUUUGGAGCCGGCCGAUUCCGCUUGCUUGGUAUUUCCAAUUCCAAUGGGAGAGUCAAUACGGGAAGAACUGGCCCAAACACCUCUGCGACGAUUGGCUCAGAACGGACAGAUAUCUGAAGAAUUUCGCACACGAAUUACCCCAAUGCCCUUGCACAGUCCAACAGGCUUUGGCGGACAAGGGAAAAUUCAUGCCCGACUUUGAUUGCGACAAAGAUUCGAAUCCUGUUUGUUAUUACAAUAACCAAGCUUUGCAUUGCGUCAAAACUGGUGCACCCACAAUGGAAGGUUCCGAGCAACAAUGUUGCUACGACAAGAACGGUUACCUGAUGCUAUCCUACGAUCAACAAUGGGGUUCGAGUCCUCGUCGAUGCCACAACUUGGGAAAAAUGCCUUACAAUGAAGCCACCAAAGUCCCCACGCUGUCUCAAUGGUUCAACGACAUAGUGCCCAAAUACCUCUGUUGUCUCUGGCAGGAAGAGCAAGCCGUGGGCUGCGAAACCCUGCGAUUCGAACGAAGGCCUUCGCAGGAUUGCGUCGCCUAUCAAGCGCCAGGUGUAGCAGGAGUGUACGGUGACCCGCACAUAGUCACCUUCGACGACGUCGAAUACACAUUCAACGGUAAAGGGGAGUACUCCUUAGUGAAAUCGGUCAAGGUGGACGAUAAUUUGGAAAUACAGGCGAGAUUCGAGCAAAUGAGCCCCAAUGCUUAUGGAGAGGUGAGAGCGACGCAACUAACGGCGAUCGUGGCUAAAGGAAACAAGACUAUUCCCAUUGAAGUUAGAAGUAGACCGAUGGAAUCCAGAUGGAGGUAUAGAUUAGAUGUUAUAGCCGAGAACAGGAGGUUGUACUUUGAUAGACCUUCGUUGAAAUUCCAACAUUUCCAAGGCGUGACUGUUUAUACACCAACCUACAUUCUAAAUCAAUCUGAAGUACUGAUAAUGUUCGACAACGGCGCCGGUGUUGAAGUUCUGGACAAUCAAGGGUACAUGAGCGCCAGAGUAUACUUACCUUGGUCGUUUAUAAAUAAAACGGUUGGAUUGUUCGGAAAUUGGAGUUUCAACAAAGAAGACGACUUCACCCUGCCGGACGGUUCCAAGGCGGCCGUGGUGUCAAACAUCAACGACAUGGAGAGAGUGUACAACGACUUCGGUUCGAAAUGGAUGCUCGACGACGUCGGCGACGAGCGCAAAGGCCAGUCCUUGUUCUACAGGGAAUUCGGCCGCACCUCGGCCACCUACAACAACAAGACCUUCAGGCCGCAGUUCCUGAUGCUGCCCGAAGACAUCCUACCGCCGAACAGAUCGGAGCAAAUACAGCGCACCUACGAGGUGUGCUCAACGAAGAUGUACGAAUGUUACUACGACUACGCCAUGACGCUCAACAGAGAUUUAGCGCACUACACGCAAAACUACAAGGCGACCAUUUACGAACUGAAGCAAACCACCAGGGAGAAGAUCACGUCCUGCGGCGUGCUGGAAACGCCCAGGUUCGGCAGGAAGAGCACUUUCUUAUUCGUACCCGGCACGAAGGUGACUUACGAAUGUAUACAAGAUUUCGUGCUAGUCGGUGAUCCUAGAAGAGAGUGCGGGGCUGAUGGAAAAUGGAAUAUUCCAGAAUAUGGAUACACGUAUUGUUUACGUCAGCAGGAAUAUUCCCAACGACAAGCAGGAAUCACGUCCGGGAUAAUAAUGUUAGUGCUCAUACCGCUCAUCCUGCUGUUCGUGUAUUUGGCGUACAGGUUCUUGAAGAAGAAACAGAAAGAACGGGAUGAGAGCAGGAUGCAGCAGGACCAAUACAGAGAGCAAUCUAGGAAAGCUCAAGAGGCAGCGACGAGGAAAUUAACCGAGCACGAGGAGGAAUACAAUUCUGAAGAGGAAGAUAAUAACAGUAACGUGACCAGUACGGGAGCUAAAGAAACAAAUAUUUACUAG